Molecule: messenger RNA, 2487 nt
Organism: Trichomycterus rosablanca
Lineage: Eukaryota; Metazoa; Chordata; Actinopteri; Siluriformes; Trichomycteridae
Gene: epb41l4b
Product: erythrocyte membrane protein band 4.1 like 4B
Exons: 24
Coding region: 277-2481 (734 amino acids)
Cellular component (GO): cytoskeleton
Molecular function (GO): cytoskeletal protein binding
Source: RefSeq, a predicted model, not a curated record
UGUAGUCUUUUAUAACUGUAAUUAAUAUCACGCUGCAGUUGGGAGACGCUGGGAACGUAUGAAGGAAGAGCGUGUGUGUGUGUUUUCUUGACUGACCGUUUUGCGUGACGAGUCCUCUCGCUACAUGUUCGCGCUUCAGCCGAUCAAUGAUCGUUGAGUCAUUUGGCUCUGGAUAGAACCGACACACCGCCGGACCGCGGGUUUGUUUAGAGCGCGUCACUUUUGGCGGCUCGUUCCAACCGAAGCGUCGCUUUUUCUUUCUGUUUCACCUUGAAGAUGAUGGGCUUCCUGCGCAGGACGUUUAGCCUCCGGUCUCGGAGACGCUUUCGACCUUCCGAUGAGAUCGACGGAGGCGGCCGAAGCGGAACCGCGGCACUUUACGCGCAACAGCAGCAGCAGCAGGUGAUGCCCGCGCCCGCUGUGGUGACCGGGGGCACCGUGGUUCAUAUCCCCGCUGCCGGCAACAGCAAAUCAGCCAUCACCUGCAGAGUCCUGCUGCUGGACGGAUCGGAUGUUAACGUGGAGUUACCGAAAAAUGCAAAGGGACAGGACCUGUUUGAUCAAAUCAUGUAUCAUUUGGACCUGGUGGAAGCUGAUUAUUUUGGACUGCAGUUCAUGGACCUAGACCAGGUCAUGCAUUGGCUGGAUGCAGUAAAACCCAUAAAGAAGCAGAUUAGCUAUGGGCCUCCAUACAGAUUAUUUUUCAGGGUGAAGUUUUACUCAUCAGAACCCAACAAUCUCCAUGAAGAGUUCACCAGGUACCUCUUUGUGUUGCAGCUCAGACAAGAUGUUCUGUCUGGCAAGUUAAAGUGUCCAUAUGAUAUGGCUGUGGAUCUUGGAGCUUAUUGCUUACAGAGUGAGAUGGGAGACUGCGACCCACUUGAACACACUCCAUUGUUGGUAUCAGAGUUUCGUUUUUCACCCAAACAGACAGAGAUCAUGGAGGCAGAUAUUUUCCGCAAGUGGGUAGAGUGCAGGGGAAUUAGUCCAUCACAGGCUGAAAUGAACUUUCUAAACAAGUGUAAAUGGCUGGAGAUGUAUGGAGUGGACAUGCACUAUGUGAAGGGUCGGGAUGGUGGAGACUAUGCUCUUGGUCUGACCCCAACUGGAAUUUUAGUUUUUGAAAGAACAAGCAAAAUUGGCCUCUUCUUUUGGCCCAAAAUUACACGACUUGACUUCAAAAAGAACAGGCUGACACUGGCAGUGGUGGAAGAUGAUGAUCAGGGCCGCGAGCAGGAACACACGUUUGUGUUUCAGCUCUCUAAUUCCCAGGUUUGUAAGCAGCUGUGGAAGUGUGCUGUAGAGAGCCAUGCUUUCUUUCGCCUUCGACAGCCGGCCCAAAGUAAAGCCAGUCGCAGCGACUUCACCCGCCUCGGCUCACGCUUCCGCUUCAGUGGAAAAACUGAGUACCAGGCGACUCACUCAGGCAGACUCAGGAGAGCGAGCACAUUCGAGAGGCGGCCGAGCAGAAGAUAUCCAUCCAGAACCCAUUCACUAGGCAAAGCCAUUACUCCAGCAAAACACCAACACCCAAGUACCCAGACUAGUCCUGAUCCCAGUCUCCAACCGUAUCAGCACAACAUUCCAAUUGCUCAGGAACCUUGUUCCAGAACGCACCCACCCAGUUUUACACCAUGUCUGCCUGAACUGAGACACAUGCCACCCCUGCCACCACCACCGAACAGACCACCCCACGCAGACAGAGGGGAUUUCAGCGAUGUAGUGCUGGAUGCUAGUUUUCCACUAAGAAGUCCAGAUAUCCAAAGGUUCAGCGUGGAAGAAAAUGAGACAGUGUUUUCUGCAAAGCACUAUCACUGCUAUCGAUGGCAUGGAUACGAGAAACAGGAUGUGCCAUGCCUUACAUUACCCAAAUCCAAGCAACUGGCUGUUCCUAAAGGAGAAGAUCUGAACCAAGUUCUGCGGAGCCCAAAUCAUUUGAACACGGAUCCUACACCCUGGCCGACGUUUCACAUCAAUAUUGACACAGCAGAGAAAAAGCCUUUAUCAGAGAAAAGUCUACCCUCCUCGCCCAGUGGUUUUCAAGAUCAACUCAAAAGCAAUAUUGUUAGGCAUGCAAUGCGCUGUGAGAGAGGAAAGUCUUCGGGGAAUUGUUCCAGUGGAGAUCAAAACAGCAGAAUUCUCAGCUCCUCUCAGGAUUCAGCAUCCAGCAGCACUACUAUGGAGAGGCCAAGGGUGGAGCGUCGAAAACGCCUAGUCAGGCAAUUCAGCUUUAACCACAGUGAUGAAGAUGAUCUACCGGAGGCACUUGCAGCUAUAACCUCUCAGAGCAACAUGCGAAAAUCAACAUCUAGCAGCUCACUGGACAAACAGGUCCAGCCUCCAAUCUACCCACCGCAGAAGAGUGUUUCGCCAUCAGAGCUUUGUGACAAAUCUCGGUUAUACCCAAGCUCUGUCCCUCACCUGCUCCCUUGCAAUUCUGACAGAUUCUUGCAUCUCUGCAAUGAUACUAAGAUCGUCUAAAAUGUG